This is a messenger RNA of Solanum verrucosum, 1123 nucleotides long. RefSeq lists its product as uncharacterized. NCBI's taxonomy places the organism in Eukaryota, Viridiplantae, Streptophyta, Magnoliopsida, Solanales, Solanaceae. Bases 54 to 1115 code for a protein of 353 amino acids. The record is from RefSeq and is a predicted model, not a curated record. The transcript is spliced from 2 exons.
UAGAGCCCAUACGCUUACAAAGGGAGAGCGAUUGUCAAAGCUCCCUGUUUACAAUGGAUGAGAGCUUCAGAGUACGGGUGGACAAAGUGUUCGGGUCUCUGACGGAGACCUCCAAUUUGAGUUCACUCUGGUGUUUAACCGACGAUGAAAUUGAGAAAAGGGAAUGGAAUAGGGAUACCCCAUCCCGCGACCUACUCGACUUUGAUUCCAAACCCUGCCCUCCCCAUAUUGACGGCUUCUUCUCCAAGUCCCCCCAAACCCUAGAUUUUCCCAAACAGCUCCACUCCGAUCUGGAACAGCUCAGCGACGGCCAAGAACCAGAUGAUGCGGAUAUCCGGGCCGGCAUUGGUUUAGAUUGCACCCUUGACUAUGAGGAGGAAGAAGACGAGUUUGACAAAGUGGCCCUCGAUACGGAAAAGGAGAAGCAGCAGCCUAGUGACCGCUUGUACACGCGGGAGGUUUCUGACUACGGAAUUUCUGCAGACACAGACCAUGAGCUUCCUCUUACUCUCCAUGACAUUACGAGAGAUCCUCGUGCUAAUCACGAGGCCGCCAAGCUCAGACUCAAGGAAGAUGCGGAGGCUGCCCUGAGAGAAGGUCAUUUAGGUUCCAAGCCACCUACUGUGUACAAGACUCAAGGUCAGAAUGAUGCACAUUCUCCUAAAAAACUCAAGUUCAAGGAAGAUUAUAACUUGGUCCCUAUUUCAUCCAUUCCAGAUUAUGUAAGGAAUCCAUCCAAGUAUACUUGCUAUACACUUGAUGUCUCGGAUGAUAUGGAUGAAGAAUCCAAUAGAAAAGCUUACAUGGACUUUCUCAGUCUAAUGAAGAAGGGAUCGCACGUGUAUAAUGAUAGCUCCACUAUUUUUGAGAAAUCGCCCACAUUUAACCUGAGAAUGAAGCAGCCUGUUGUUACCUUCAACAAACAGGGCGUUAAGGCAGAGCAAAUGCAAGUGAAAAAAACAGUUCCCCUUAGUAUUGUUACCAUGGAAUCCGAUAAUGCUGCCAUGGAAGAAGAUGAAUCGUCUAUUGCAGCCGAUAGAGCUAGACCUGGAAGUUUGCAUAAGCCUGGCAAACGUUAUAGAACUAGGGCCACUAUGAUGGAUACUGAUGACUGAAAUGUUUG